AGUUCCCACAAGUCAUUGCGCGCGUACGUUCGUGCUGGGCAUUAUGGCGUCUCCUUGAAGCGUAGAAUAAUCGCAAGUAUUUUGUUGACAAGCAAUUAAGCUUUGAAAAGAUGGCAGCUGACUCCGCAGACAGGAAGGUCGCCGACUCCUCCGGAAGCAAAGACCGGGAGAGAAAGCGCAGCCGAUCACGUGAUCGCAAAGGGUCACCUUCACGCAAACGCCAUCGCUCUCGUGAGCGAAACCGCUCCAAAUCUCCGGAAAGAGACCGGCGCAUGAAAGACAAGGACAGAGACAAGGACCGGGAUCGAGACAAAGACAAGGACAGGGGUCGCAAGGACAGAGACAGCCACCGGCGAGAUAAAGACCGGAAGAGGUCCAGAAGCCUCUCACCAAAGUCUAAGGAUAGGGUAAAGAAAGAGAAAGAGAUAAAAACAGAGGAGGAAGAAGAUGACAAAAAGAAGAAAGAAAAGGUCCAGCCGUUGUCUCUUGAGGAGCUUCUGGCCAAGAAAAAAGCAGAGGAGGAAGCUGAAGCUAAGCCCAAAUUCCUCUCGAAAGCGGAGCGAGAAGCCGAGGCUCUGAAGCGCAGAGAGCAGCAGGUGGAGGAGAGGAAGAAGAUGCUGGACGAGGAGCGCAAGAAGCGGAGGGUGUUUCAGGAUAUCGGCAGGAAAAUGCUGGAGGACCCUCAAGAGAGGGAGCGACGAGAACGGAGGGAGCGAAUCGAGCGCGAGAACAACGGGAACGAGGAAGACGAUGGGCGGCAGAAGCUCAGAGAGGAGAAAGACAAAGGCAAAGAGCUCCAAGCCAUCAAGGAGCGUUAUCUGGGCGGCAUCAAAAAACGGCGGCGGACUCGUCACCUGAACGACAGGAAGUUUGUUUUUGAGUGGGAUGCCUCUGAAGACACGUCGGUGGACUACAACCCCAUAUACAAAGAGAAGCAUCAGGUGCAGCUGUACGGCCGCGGCUUCAUCGCCGGCAUCGACCUGAAGCAGCAGAAACGGGAGCAGUCGCGCUUCUACGGCGAUCUGAUGGAGAAAAGACGCACGCUGGAGGAGAAGGAGCAGGAGGAGACGAGACUGAAGAAGGUGCGAAAGAAGGAAGCCAAGCAGCGCUGGGACGACAGACACUGGUCCCAGAAGAAGCUGGACGAGAUGACGGACCGAGACUGGAGGAUCUUCAGAGAGGAUUACAGCAUCACCACCAAAGGAGGAAAGAUCCCCAACCCCAUCAGGAACUGGAAGGAGUACGCUCUGCCCGCUCACAUCCUGGAGGUCAUCGACAAGUGUGGCUACAAGGAACCUACGCCCAUUCAGAGGCAAGCCAUCCCCAUCGGCUUGCAGAACCGCGACAUCAUCGGUGUGGCAGAAACUGGCAGCGGUAAAACAGCUGCUUUCCUCAUUCCUCUGCUCGUCUGGAUCACAACGCUCCCAAAGAUUGACAGGAUCGAAGACUCGGAUCAGGGUCCUUACGCUGUGAUUUUAGCCCCGACUCGUGAGCUGGCGCAGCAGAUCGAAGAGGAGACCAUAAAGUUCGGGAAGCCUCUCGGCAUCCGAACGGUGGCUGUGAUCGGAGGCAUCUCCAGAGAGGACCAAGGCUUCAGGCUCAGGAUGGGCUGCGAGUUUCAGACCGUCAUGUUCACCGCCACCAUGCCUCCAGCCGUGGAGAGGCUGGCCAGGAGCUACCUGCGGCGUCCCGCGGUGGUCUACAUCGGAUCGGCCGGAAAACCUCACGAGAGGGUGGAGCAGAAGGUCCUGCUGAUGUCAGAGGGCGAGAAGAGGAAGAAGCUGCUGGAGGUUUUGUCGCACGGCUUCGAGCCUCCCAUCAUCAUCUUCGUCAACCAGAAGAAGGGCUGCGAUGUGCUGGCCAAGUCUCUGGAGAAGAUGGGGUACAAUGCGUGCACUCUGCACGGUGGCAAAGGCCAGGAGCAGAGAGAGUUCGCCCUCUCCAACCUCAAAGCAGGAGCCAAAGACAUCCUGGUGGCCACAGACGUUGCUGGUCGAGGUAUUGACAUCCAGGACGUGUCCAUGGUCAUCAACUACGACAUGGCCAAGAACAUUGAAGACUACAUCCAUCGUAUCGGUCGUACGGGUCGUGCCGGUAAGAGCGGCGUGGCCAUGACUUUCCUGACCAAAGAGGACUCGGCCGUGUUCUAUGACCUGAAGCAGGCCAUCCUGGAGAGCCCGGUGUCCACCUGCCCCCCGGAGCUCACCAACCAUCCCGACGCUCAGCACAAGCCUGGAACCAUCCUGACCAAGAAGAGGCGCGAGGAGACCAUCUUCGCCUGAUUUUCUUACCCUUUUUUUUUUUAAUCAUGAAGAUAUUUCUCUGAUUUCCAGUCAGGAUUUGGUGAUGUUUUUUUUUUUUUUUAAAUGCUGGUAAAAACACAUGAUCUGAACUGGUUACAGUUUGGUUUGUUCAGCGCUGUAUAUAAACAUCAAACAUAAACAACAGUUGUGGUGAAAAGCAGUCGUAAUCUCCUCCAUGUAAUAAAGAUGAGCUUUUUCAGCUCCGUCUCUUGGUUAAAAAUCCCUGACACUGUUUUAAAAUAAAUAUUUGUACGAUGUGACAACAAAUUUAAAACAUGUUUGUCUCUUUAAAGUCUGAAUACUGUUUGAGAGUGGAGAUUAAAGAAGGGGAAGUUGGAGUCA
Molecule: messenger RNA, 2645 nt
Organism: Austrofundulus limnaeus
Lineage: Eukaryota; Metazoa; Chordata; Actinopteri; Cyprinodontiformes; Rivulidae
Gene: ddx23
Product: DEAD (Asp-Glu-Ala-Asp) box polypeptide 23
Exons: 16
Coding region: 111-2282 (723 amino acids)
Molecular function (GO): nucleic acid binding; ATP binding; RNA helicase activity
Source: RefSeq, a predicted model, not a curated record